AUGGGGUUUCAGGGUCUAUUGACUUUCAUGGAUGUGGCAAUAGAGUUCUCUAAGGAGGAGUGGCAAUGUCUGGAUUCUGCUCAGAGAGCUUUGUACAGAGAUGUCAUGUUGGAGAACUACAAUAACCUGGUUUCUUUAGAGGUAAUCUUCUGUCUCGAACAAAACGAAGAUCCAUGGCUUUCUGAUGGAGAAGACAGAGAAGGAAAAUUACAAG
Molecule: messenger RNA, 214 nt
Organism: Mus pahari (shrew mouse)
Lineage: Eukaryota; Metazoa; Chordata; Mammalia; Rodentia; Muridae
Product: zinc finger protein 679-like
Exons: 3
Biological process (GO): regulation of DNA-templated transcription
Source: RefSeq, a predicted model, not a curated record